CUAUGCCCCUUUGAUACCCUUUUAUAUUCCUACCAUGGGCCGGCUGCUUCUCACUUCAAGCCAGGUCUCGGUCCUGUUUUCUGCUACUGUUGUCUUUCUUUUUACCCUCGCGCUCUUUCUGUCCGGUUACGUCCUGCAACAACGAUAUGUGCACAACCUACAAGCCGCGAUAAGACCACGUCUGCCGAAACCAUUACCCGCAGCGGUUCCCAUAUUACCACCGACGCUAGAUGCGAAAUGGGCGAGACCCAUGGGAAGUCGUCCCGAGGUGGACGAGACAAUGGAGCAGUAUAUAGCAGGGCAGACGCUGGACUGGAGUAGGCUGGGUUACGUGCAGGUAGUGAGGGAGCAUAUCGAGCUGUGCAGCGCUGUUAUGCUGCUCUCUGAUCUGCACAGGAUGAAGAGUCCAGCCAGGAGGAUACUUAUGUUUCCCCGAUUGUGGUUGCAGCAGACGGAAGAGAAGCAGAAGGAGAAGUGGGAUCCAGAGUUGGCGACGACGUGGCGCUUGCUGAGGAACGCGGUGAGGCGAUAUGGCGUGCAUCUCAUACCUAUGGAGACUAUUGUGGACGGAGCAGACGCAACGUUACCGUCGUCGUAUUCACUAGCGAGCCUGUAUUCACUGGUCGAUUACGAGAGGAUAAUAUACCUGCAAGGACCCGGCGUCAUGCUCGACGCAUCUGCGCUGGACUCGUUGCUGGCGUUCUCAAAAUCCGAGCCCAUGGCCGCUUAUCCAGCGACGCCUGAGCGGACGGACUUGUCGACGUCGCUGCUCCUCAUCCAUCCAACGCAAGAAAACUACCACCAGCUGAAGAAGCUGCGAACGUCGAGUCCAACAUCAGACCUCGACCUCUUCCGGAAAACAUUCGCGGCGCCCAAGUCACUAAUUUCAGAGUGGUCGCUGUCUAUGGGAAACGUCGUCUUCGUAUCGCAGAGCCUUUGCGACGCGAGUGAUAGCUUCAACGCGACCGAGUUCGAGCAGGCGACUACGUUUGUGCGGCUGUCAGAUGCCGGGCUGCCGGGGCCCGAGUACGAUGUGCCAUUCUGGGAGCGUGCAAGAGUGCGGCCCAAGAACGAGCAGGCCAAAGAGGCGUGGGGCAGGCUGUACGAGAGGUUCCGGCAGCAGCGCAUGGAGGUGUGCGGGCUGGACCUUGAGGUGUAUCAGCCUGUGGUGCUGUCGGGCGUGACUGAUGAACUGUGA
Molecule: messenger RNA, 1198 nt
Organism: Dothidotthia symphoricarpi CBS 119687
Lineage: Eukaryota; Fungi; Ascomycota; Dothideomycetes; Pleosporales; Dothidotthiaceae
Product: glycosyltransferase family 8 protein
Exons: 3
Coding region: 35-1198 (387 amino acids)
Source: RefSeq, a predicted model, not a curated record